ACAACACAGAACAGAACCUUGUCGCAUUUCGUCGUGAAGUUUACCUCACUAUACAGUCAUCACUCGACUUCCAAGAAGCUGCUCACAAGCUUCUUGAAAAUGCGUGUCGCUAAAGAGCUUGGAGGCCCGAUAUAUGCCAGUAUGCUGGUGGAUUGCUGCUGUCAACAGAGAACCUAUGAGCGUUUUUACGGUUUACUUUGUGAAAGAUUCUGUCGACUCCGGAAAGAGUAUCAGGUUCCAUUUUUGAUAGAAAUUCAUGUUACCAGCAUGACAUUCGAGAAAAUUGCUUGCGACACCUACGCAACAAUUCACAGAUUUGACAUCACUAAGUUGAGAAACAUGGCACGUCUCAUCUCCCAUCUGCUGUUCACUGAUGCGAUCUCAUGGACGAUUUUCUCUGAUGUUAAACUGACUGAGAACGACACUACCUCAUCUGGCCGUAUUUAUUUGAAAUAUGUCUUUCAAGAGUUAUGUGAAUCAAUGGGUCUUACAAAGCUAUACGAGCGAGUCACUGAUCCAACCUUGCAACAAGCAUUCGCUGGUUUAUUCCCACGUGAUAAUCCUCAAAAUACGCGGUUCGCAAUAAACUUUUUCACGCUCACUGGCCUCGGCGGGCUCACAUCGACGGAUUUUUUUUUACCAACACCACCACUCACUCCUCACUCACUCUCACGGCUUGAUCUUCGGCAGUUUCUUGAGAAAGGCAUGAAGAAAAAGAAGGAGGAAUCUGUUGAAGAAUCAGCAUCGUCCUCAUCUUCGUCGGACACAUCGGGCGAUUCUAGCGACAGUGAUAGUGAUAGCGACGGCGAUGAUGACUCAGAUUCAUCAUCGUCUUCCUCGUCAUCGUCGUCGUCUGACUCAGAUAGUGCAAAGAAGCCCAAAGCGGCGAAAGACAGUGUCAAACGUCGCCUCAAGGAAUCAAAGGAGCCCAAAGGGUCCGACAAGCAAAUAAAAGAGGAACCGUUGUCACCAAGGAAUGACAGGAGAAAUGGGCGAGAAGAGGAGCGUAUGGACAGCAGUUAUGCUAGGAGGAAGCAGGAGGAUAGAAGGAGAUCAAGGUCGGGCUCCAGAACGAGGAAAGAUGCGAAAUCGCCGGCGAGGAGGCAUGAAAAGCAGCACAGCGAUCGCACGUCUUCGACAGCAGCUAAGGAGAGCAGCAGAUCACGUAGUGAACGGAAAGAUGACUCGCUUCGUCGGAAGAGUCCUCCUCGCUCAUCGAGAAACAACGAGGAUGACAGGAGCAACGAAAACACGCCUCCUUCAAAAACCAGAGAUGCUGGAAGGUCGCGUAGAGAACGUCGUAAGGGUUCUUCCUCCAGUCGUAGCUCUUCAAGAGAAAAGAAAAGAAAGAGCAAGAAUAGUAGUAAUCAUAAGGAACGGGAGCGGUCUCCUGAAGUCCGAUUACGUGAAUUACGUGUUGGCGAUCGUGACCGGCGAGACCGUUCUUGA
Ostertagia ostertagi is the source of this 1449-nucleotide messenger RNA. The record is from the annotation of a GenBank genome assembly. NCBI's taxonomy places the organism in Eukaryota, Metazoa, Nematoda, Chromadorea, Rhabditida, Trichostrongylidae.